Messenger RNA from Kwoniella shivajii, 1722 nucleotides. RefSeq lists its product as uncharacterized. The transcript is spliced from 4 exons. The record is from RefSeq and is a predicted model, not a curated record. Gene Ontology annotation, molecular function: histone deacetylase activity, NAD-dependent; NAD+ binding. Gene Ontology annotation, cellular component: nucleus; mating-type region heterochromatin. Lineage: Eukaryota; Fungi; Basidiomycota; Tremellomycetes; Tremellales; Cryptococcaceae. The coding region runs from base 1 to 1722 and encodes 573 amino acids. Gene Ontology annotation, biological process: regulation of DNA repair; negative regulation of transcription by RNA polymerase II; replication-born double-strand break repair via sister chromatid exchange.
AUGCCGAUAACUCACCUACCACUCGAUCAUCUUUUAUCUUCCACUUCACCGGAAGAUUUUUCUUCCAGAAGACAGUUGUCGGAUAUAAGUACAUGUAUAGCAAAAGCUAAGAAAGUGGUGGUGGUUAGUGGAGCUGGAAUAAGUUGUUCUAGUGGAAUACCUGACUUUCGAUCAGCAGAUGGAUUAUACUCAUUGGUGAAAUCAAGAUAUCCUGACACGUUUUUCACUGGAAAAGAUUUAUUUUCAUCUGGAUUAUUUUCCAAUCCAUCAACGACAUCCAUUUUUUAUACAUUCAUAGCUGAAUUAGCUAUAUCUUGUUCAAAAGCUGAACCUACGAAAACACAUCAUUUCAUCAAAAAACUAGAACAGAAAGGAAAAUUACUUCGUUCGUAUACACAAAACGUCGAUGGAUUGGAAAGGAGAUUAGGUUUAGAAUCAGGUGGAAGAGGUAAAGGAUUCAAAAAGAAGACUACUAGAAACGUUGAAUUACAUGGUGAUUUGGGUAGAGUAAGAUGUGUUUUAUGUUUCAAAGAUUUUCAAGUGGAUAUGGAGCACACAGAACUGUUUAGACAGGGUUUAGCUCCUGACUGUCCUGCAUGUGAAGAACGGUGUCAAUCACGUAUAUCUCGAUCAGCACGAGCAACGCCGAUAGGUACAUUACGGCCUUCAAUCGUAUUGUAUGAUGAACCACAUCCAUUAGGAGAUGAUAUAGGAUCAUUAACGACAUAUGACCUUUCACGUCAACCUGAUUUACUGUUGAUCAUGGGAACAUCACUAAAAGUACAUGGAUUGAAACGAUUAGUCAAAGAAUUCGCUAAAUCAGUACAUACCGGAUCUAAGAAACGCGGUUUGGUGAUCUUCGUCAACGCGACUCCACCUCCUGCGAAAGAAUGGGAAGGUAUAAUCGAUUUUCACAUUCAAGGUGAAACUGAUAAAUGGGUAGAAAAAGUUGAAGAUGAAUGGAAGAAAAUCAAACCUACAGAUUGGCAAACUCAAACUAGAUUGGACGAUGAUAUGGUUAUAGUAGCUAAAGAUUAUAGACCCAGAAUCAUCAAAGGCAAGGGUAAAGCGAAAGCUAAACCACUUACUAGUUCAGAUAAGGUCAACCGAUCACUUCCAGAUCAAAUGCCAGUACACCUACCGACACCAAGGACAACAGCAUCGCCUCGUUCACCCGCAAAACAUCAUCAACAUCAACAGCCUUCUUCGCCUGUAGCGAACGGUAAAACCUACACUACUUUCGAUUCCGAUUCUGAAUUAAGUGAUGCACCUCCAACGCCACCGACGCCUUUCUCACCUAGUAAAAGAAGAUCAAACGCCUUUGAUAGUCCAAGUAAGAAAACAAAAUCUUUUGACAAAGAAAUCCCUAUAACUGGACUAUCAUCUACUCCAGGUAAAGGAAAUCUGUUUUCUACGUCUACAUCUGCAUCAAAAUCUGCACUUGUAUCUACGGCUGUAGCUAAACUCAAUGCUGCAAAGAAAGAAGAUGUCGAAGGUGAUUGGACGGAUGAAUGGGAAAUAUUUCAUGAACCAAAAUCAGGUUUGCACCUUGAAUCACCGAACAAAUACACUACUGCAAGUUAUAAAGUAUUAGAAGAACAAAAAGAGAACAUCCCACAUCCCAUGAAGAAGGAGACCGCUACUCGAAGUAGGAAGAUCAAAGCUGUUCCUGUAGGCAGUCCGAGGGUAAGAAGAACUAGAGUCAGAACGGUAAAGACGUAA